Impatiens glandulifera is the source of this 456-nucleotide messenger RNA. Its product is annotated as 26S proteasome regulatory subunit 6B homolog. The transcript has 3 exons. The record is from RefSeq and is a predicted model, not a curated record. Gene Ontology annotation, cellular component: mitochondrial outer membrane. Lineage: Eukaryota; Viridiplantae; Streptophyta; Magnoliopsida; Ericales; Balsaminaceae. The coding region runs from base 16 to 456 and encodes 146 amino acids.
UCCAGAUUUUCAUGAAUGUCUCACUUGUUUCUAUUGUUUCAGAAAACCGAAGUGGAAGCUGCAACAAAGCCUGAGGCGAAACCCGUUUCUGUGAUAACCGAGAUUAAAACAGAGACAGAGAAAUCAGCUCUUCUUGUCAAGAAAGAUGAAGAGAAUAUUGCUGCAAUAUUGCCAAAAACACCUGAAGUUCCACCCGACAAUGAAUUUGAGAAACGCAUAAGGCCGGAAGUUAUUCCAGCAAAAGAGGUCGGGGUAACGUUUGCUGACAUCGGUGCUAUGGAUGAGAUAAAAGAAUCACUUCAGGAAUUGGUUAUGCUUCCUCUUCGACAACCCGAUCUAUUCACAGAAGAUUUACUUAAGCCAUGCAGAGGAAUACUCUUAUUUGGAACACCUAGGACGGGAAAAACAAUGCUAAAAACCAAGUUGCUGCAAGUUUUGCUUCAGAAGGAUCAGUAA